This is a messenger RNA of Aspergillus nidulans FGSC A4, 1515 nucleotides long. RefSeq lists its product as uncharacterized. The transcript has 5 exons. The record is from RefSeq and is a predicted model, not a curated record. The coding region runs from base 1 to 1515 and encodes 504 amino acids. Lineage: Eukaryota; Fungi; Ascomycota; Eurotiomycetes; Eurotiales; Aspergillaceae.
AUGGUGCAGCAGAAGGUGCACCAGGAUAUUCCUCAGCUGCUGCGUAAAGGAUUGGUAGGCGUCGGCUGCUGGAACUCUAUGACACUUCUCAGGGAAUCCGAAAUGGCCUCUACACUUGUAUUUCGGCGGCCUGAAGUGAGAGCUCACGACCAGAGCCUUCACACCAGAUUCCCCUUCAACAUCGGACCAGAGCAGGCGCAGACAUUUCGGGCCCCGUCCGUUGUCACCACCGUCGUGAAUCCAGAGGAGGCAGUUGAGGCCGUGCCCCAGAGGAGAAGCCGAAGGUUUAGCAUGAGUGAUGCCCUCAACCAAAGCGCGAACUCAACAACCGCUCGCAGCGGCUCAACACUGUAUCCGCCGUCUCGUGUUCUAGAACUGGGACUGAGCAGACGCUCACGAUCACGAUCUCGCUCCAACAUCCGCGCACGAUCGUCCAGCGUCACGGCUGACGUUCGCCGUUCAAGCUCAAUGAUCAGAUCAACCUUUAACAGGCUGAGCGGCAGGCGGAAAACAAAAGACGAAGAAAAGGAGGACAUUGAUGAGAUUGAGACCGAGUUAGACGAACUCGACCUUUUACCGAACGAACCAAGAAAGGCUAUUCCAGUAUUUACCCCCGAUCAAGCUACUCCCCCAAACCCGCUCAUGGAGUUCCGUGGCGGAGCCCUCUGGGGUGCUCUCCUUAAGGACCGCCGUACCCUGGGCCUGGACGUCUUCUGGUCAGUCCCAUCGGAACAACCCACCCAGACGGACACAAACGUGUUGGAGGAGAAACAUAAGACGGGCCCUCCCGCAGAAGGUGAAAACAAAGACGAUCACGAAGAACCCUCCGUUCUCCCCAUAGACGAAAUGGCCCCCCUCUGCACAUUCCGUAACCUGCGGAUCCUAAAAAUCACGGGGAUGAUGCAGUCUUAUCAGAUGUACAUCUUCCAAGCAGCAUGGCUCAACACCGAUCUCGAGGAGCUUGAAAUCGGCAUGGCUCUACAGCCACGUCUCCGCCGCGGCUACAAAUGGCCUUACAUCAAGGGAGGUUGGCGUCUGAAUAAAACUACCUACGCUGAACCUGUUUACCACGGAACAGGCUACGGCACCCUCCUCCGCACUGUUGGAGUCGCCGAGUACCUCGAUAAGAUGUGUAUUGAGAAAGCCAAGAUCCGCGCGAUGGCAUCUGGAAGUACCCGAAACCGUCUGUCUAUCCGGACAUUGAUCCUCACGGGGGUCGUCGUCGACGCAGACCCCUUCUUGCACUGGUUCGACCCGAAGCGUCUCAAAUGCAUCAACUUCAAAGAUAACUGCGUCGAUGCGGGGUUUUACCUCAGUCACUGUAUGAAGAAUGUGUCAGUUUUAUAUCCGAAGAAAAUCAGAGAGCCCAUCCUUACGGGCAGACGGGUCGAUCUUUGUAGGGAGUUGAAGGUUGUCCGCAUUAAGGGGGAAAGGAAGGUCAAGAAAAUCGAGUAUCGGGAUGUAGAGACUUUGAGAGAUGCUGAGGAGGAUGAAGAUGACCGGAGAAACGGAUAG